AUGUUUAAAUUUGUUGUAUUGUAUGCUCUUUUAGCAUGCUGUAUGGCAAGCACUUUACCUAGUCUUUCUGGCAAAAUAAUAGGGAUUCCCGAAGAAUUGAAUACUCUUCAACGAGAAUCAAAAACAACACCGCAAAUAUUGAAUGGAUUGAAUUAUCAAUCACGGUUCAAGUUGCUGUUGAUCCCUCUUACCGAUGGACAAGACUCUCGCCAGGGUGUUUUAGAGAGAAAUUAUGGAUUCAAAUUUGAUCUGUUGGCUCCAGGUGAGUACCAAUUGAUAGUAAAUUCACAUGAUUUCUUGUUGAAUCUGGAGAGAUUCAGAGUCUUUGUGGAAGAUACAGAAAGGGACCAACAAAUAGAAGAUGACGAACAAACCCCAAUUCAACAAAUCAAGGUUUAUCAAGAAAAAUUAAUAAAGGAGUCAUAUAAUGUAUCAUCUGGACAAAUAAUUACCAAAGAAACUCCACUUGUCAUUGAAAUAAAAGGUUACAAAGAAUAUUAUGAAAUUCGCCUGGGAAGUAUUUGGGAUAUGGUGAUGAAUAGUCCAUUUGGAUUCAUCUUUGCGAAUAAGGUGUACACUAUUUUAUUCACCAUUUGUUCAGGAAUAAUUGUGACCCCAUAUAUUCUUCUGUAUGUUGCACCUGAGUUUGCCAAUCAAUUUGAAGAGGUACAACAAAGGGUCAACGAAGGAAGACAAGGUCAAACUAUCCAAAACAGAGACGUACCACAAGGACGUCUUGCUCCUUCGGCUGCCAAACCUGGUUCAGGACUUAGACAAAGAAAAUAA
Molecule: messenger RNA, 786 nt
Organism: [Candida] anglica
Lineage: Eukaryota; Fungi; Ascomycota; Pichiomycetes; Serinales; Debaryomycetaceae
Source: the annotation of a GenBank genome assembly